GUGCCAUGACAUCAUAUGACAUCGAUAACGAUUCAAUGACAUCCCGUCGAUGCUAUCGCGUGAUCCCCCCGAAAACGCAACCACCCUACUCACCCGAGUCGAGUUGAAUUCAGUGAGAUGACGACGCGCAUCCGGAACAGGGGCUGCAUCCCCCACCUGGGCGGCGAGGGGGUGUUCGUGGAGCCUCUGAUUAGGGGCGAGCGGAGCAGGGACGCGCCGUGUGGGGGCGCGCCUGCCUACCGCAGGAUGCACGACCACCACACGUUGGCCAGCGCUCGGCGGUUCGCGCUCUUCAAACCAUUCGGUGAUCUCAUUCCUCGUGACCAACUCGACCUGGUCCUCUCGUCCUCCUACAACCAAUCGACGGAGGUGUUUCCGGACACUGAGGACGUUUUCUUGCAACCGGAGACUCUCGGGGUCGAAACGUGGCGCAGGUUGCGCAACACACGUGACCUGACACCCGAGAGGGAGGAGAGGGCGGCAGCGACGGGAGGAGAGGAGGACAAGAGUAAGAAGAAGAGGGGGAAGCAGGGAGGCUCGGUGGUGAUCCCGUAUCGAUACAAUUUUGCGCAUAAAGUUUUGAUUGGUGGCGUCACUGAGAAGAAGCAUCCUUCCAACAUCAAACUGAUGAACUCCUCGCACCACAGUCCGCAAACAAACGCAGGAUAUUCAAGACAACCUUCGGAUGGAAAUGUAUAUCAAUAUUAA
This is a messenger RNA of Phaedon cochleariae (mustard beetle), 708 nucleotides long. The record is from the annotation of a GenBank genome assembly. NCBI's taxonomy places the organism in Eukaryota, Metazoa, Arthropoda, Insecta, Coleoptera, Chrysomelidae.